CGAUGCUGCACAGACAGAUGCCCGCCUGGCUCUCGCACUACCUACCAGACCUAUGCCAAGCGGAAGAUGGCAAGCCUUCAGCCCCCCGGGCCUCAGAGGGCGGGCUGUCUCCAUGCCACAUGCUGACUGUGAAGGUCAUCCGGAUGAGAAAUGUCCGACAGGCUGAUAGGGUGAGCCAGACAGACUGCUUUGUGAGCCUCUGGCUGCCCACUGCUUCUCGUGAGAGGUUGAGGACUAGGACCAUCUCCAACUGCCCAAACCCAGAGUGGAAUGAAACCUUCAGCUUCCAGAUCCAGAGCCAAGUGAAGAACGUGCUAGAGCUGAGCGUCUGUGAUGAAGACACACUGACACCAGACGACCAUCUCUUGACAAUCCUCUAUGACCUUACCAAACUCUGCUUCCGAAAGAAAACCCACGUGAAGUUUCCACUCAACCCAGAGGGCAUGGAAGAGCUGGAGGUUGAGUUCCUGCUGGAGGAGAGUCCCUCUCCACCGGAGAUCCUCAUCACCAACGGCGUGCUGGUGUCUCGGCAAGUCUCCCGCCUGGAGGUUCAUGCAGAGUGCAGGAGGCAGAAGAAGAGGAGGAAAAUGAAGGACCUCCUGGUGACAGUGAAGGAGUCCUUCGAGCACACCCAAUGUGUCCCAUGCCGCCAGGAGCCCUGCUGCCCAAACCCGGCCUGCUUCCACUACCCCAAGUAUUUCCAGCCCUGUAUGCAUGUGGAUGUGCCCACGAGCCAGUGGAUCCAUGGGCUUUGCUGCUGCUGUGCGCACAGCAAGAACAGCCCUGUCCACCAGCCCCUUGACUGCCUCUCUGAUGGCCAGACGGUGACCCUACCCAUGGGCGAGGACUGUGAAUUACACAUGAAGUCUACACCCUGCCCUCAGACGCUGGACGUGCGGCUGGGCUUCAGCCUGUGCCCUGAGGAGCAGGAGUUCCUGGAGAAGCGGAGAGUCGUGGUGGCCGAGGCGCUGCAACAGGUUUUGCAGCUGGAGGAGGACCUGUCUGCAGACGAGGUACCGCUGAUCGCCAUCAUGGCCACUGGGGGUGGAACAAGAUCCAUGACCGCCAUGUAUGGCCACCUGCUGGGGCUGCAGAAGCUGAACAUCCUGAACUGUGCCAGCUACAUCACUGGCCUGUCUGGGGCCACCUGGACCAUGGCUACCUUAUACCGUGACCCUGACUGGUCCUCCAAAAACCUGGAGUCUGCAAUAUUGGAGGCACGGAGGCAUGUGGUCAAGGACAAGAUGCCUGCCCUGUUCCCAGACCAGCUGGCCAAAUUCCAGGAAGAGCUUCGGCUGCGUAGUCAGGAAGGCUACAAGGUCACCUUUACAGAUUUCUGGGGCCUGCUGAUCGAGGCCUGUCUGGGGGAUGAGAGAAAUGAAUCCAAACUGUCAGAUCAGCGUGCUGCUUUGUGCCAGGGCCAGAACCCCCUGCCCAUCUACCUCACCAUCAAUGUCAAGGAUGAUGUAAGCAACCAGGAUUUCAGAGAGUGGUGUGAAUUCUCCCCUUACGAGGUGGGCCUGCAGAAGUACGGGGCCUUCAUCCCCACCGAGCUCUUCGGCUCUGAGUUCUUCAUGGGGCGGCUGAUGAAGAGGCUCCCAGAGUCGCGGAUGUGCUACAUGCUAGGCUUGUGGAGCAGUAUCUUCUCCCUAAACUUGCUCGAUGCCUGGAAUCUGUCCCAAAGCUCGGAGGAGUUCUUCCACAGGUGGACGAGGGAGAAAGUUAACGACAUCGAAGAUGAGCCACUCCUGCCUGAAAUCCCCAAAUGUGAUGCGACUGUCCUGGACACCGCAGUGGUGAUCCCGGGGUCGUGGCUGUCCAACACUUUCCGCAGCAUCCUCACCCAUCGGGCCUUCGUGUCUCAGUUCCACAACUUCCUGCUGGGGUUACAGCUGCACACCGACUACCUCCAGAACAACCAGUUCUCCAUGUGGAAAGACACAGUGCUGGAUGGCUUCCCGAACCAGCUGACAGAGUCUGUGAACCACCUGUGCCUGUUGGACACUGCCUUCUUCGUCAACUCCAGCUACCCCCCCCUCCUGAGGCCUGAGAGAAAAGUGGACCUCAUCAUCCAUCUCAAUUACUGUGCUGGGUCCCAGACAAAGCCCAUGAAGCAAACCUGUGAGUACUGCUCAGUGCAGAACAUCCCCUUCCCCAAAUACGAGCUGCAAGAGGACGAGGAAAACCUCAAGGAGUGCUACUUGAUGGAGAAUUCCCAGGACCCUGAUGCCCCCAUCGUGCUUUUCUUCCCACUUAUCAAUGACACCUUCCAGAAGUACAAGGCCCCAGGUGUGGAGCGAAGCCCCGAGGAGCUGGAGCAGGGCCACGUGGACAUUUAUGGCCCCAAAACCCCAUACGCUACCAAGGAACUCACAUACACAGAGGCCGCCUUUGACAAACUGGUGAAGCUCUCUGAGUACAACAUCCUGAAUAACAAAGACAAGCUUCUUCAGGCCUUGAGGCUGACGGUGGAGAAGAAGAAACGCCUGAAGAGCCAAUGUCCCUCCUAAGUCGCAGCGAGCCUCACCGAUCCUAUGUCUGCUUCUAGGGUCAGAGGCGCCGAGCCCAUGGGGGCUGACCGGCUUGCACCGCCGGCUCUGCUAUCUGGCGAGGGGUGUAGGCAGGCUGACCUGGGCUUUCUAUCAAAAAAAUAAAAAUUUAAACAAGUUGAGGGAGAUAGAGAGAGAAGGAGACAAAGGAAUACAACGUAGGCAAGUGUUGGGAUUUUAGACCUGCAGGAUUUUUUUUUUUAAGCCUGUCCCUGCAGAGAAGGAGAUCCCAUAGCCACAGGGUCCCACAUAUCCCCAAAGUGUGGAGAAUAAAAUCGUGGCCUGUGGAAAAUUCUGGUUCCCCCAGAGACCUCAGCCUUCGAGCUGGAGCUCAAAGCCUCCUCCACUCAACUCCUCCCAGCCUCCUGGCAUAGAGGGCCUCCAGGAAUAAAUAAAGGGAGGAACCUGAGGAGUAUGGCGGGCUCUCUGGAAAAAUGCCUUUUUAAAUUAAAGGCAGUCAUGAUUUUUAUAGGCUAUUAUAUUUUGUGGUUUUCAUUGUUUAGAAUCAGGGUGUUCAUAGAUAGUGUGAAGCCAGAGCAUCUAGACCGAGCGCUGGUCUCUUCAACAACAAAGCCAGACUAGGUGGGUGACAGGUCUCAGCGGCCCCUCUCUAGCCGCUCUGAGCCCCAGGACCGGUGAUCCCUGGGUUCUCAACCAGGCAGCCUCAUCUGAGCACCCACGAAAAUGCCAGGCAAAGCCCAAGUUUGCAGCUCAGGCUCACCAAACAAGGAUCGGGGGGUGCAGCUCAGGGACGUCUGAGCAGGUAAAUAGAGUCAGGCUUCGGGCUAGCACUCGCCGACCAGCCUGCUCCAGGAGCACUUCUCCGUUCCCUUCUCACCUUCCUCUCCUAUUUUCAGGUGGGAUUAUUUAUUUCUAAAUGGGAUUCCUCUUAUCUAUCAUGUAAAAAACGCUGUGGCCAGUAUACCCGAAGCUCUCAGAGAGUCACAAGUCACGGAGAGAACAAACAAGGAAACCCUUCAGGGAGUAGGUUAGCCCUGAGGAAGAAACCCGUCCAUCCUCGCGGAGCGCCGGCAGCCAAAUCACUGGGAAAACCUGGGACACAGAGAAGCCCAGCAAAGUGUCCAGGCCUCCCAUCAGGCUAGGAACAUGACUAAAGAAAUAGGUCACCUGAGUCAUAGAGAAGCCCACGCCGAUGGAAGGUGUGACCAGAAAGGCAUGUGGUCCCCACGAGGCCCAGCAAACCUGGAAGACUUGACCCUCUUUCCUGGCCUCUAGGAGAUGACGAGUAGUGAUAGGUAACGAAAGUUCAGAAAAAUCAACUUCCAAAAUCCAUCCUUGCUACUCAAAGUGUAGUGGGGGACUCAUCAGAAAUGCAAAAGUUCAGGCCCCACCCCAGGUCUGCUGAAUCAGAAUCUGCAUUUUCAGGAGAUUCCCACCUCCCCUCUGUACCCCGUGGUGGAGCAUGGAGCAUCCCAUGCUCCAUUCCCACGAGACUACACAUAUUAAAUUUGAAUGGUGUAGAUUUAUGCCACACUCUCCUAUAAGCUUGGAAAGCAGGAAUCCAUGAGCGCCCCUAAACCACUGUUAACAGGGCUCCUGGACCUGCGAAACUGGUCACCGCCCAGAUAAUGCGGACCUGAGACACCGCCCAUGCCCUCCGAGAGAGCAGCCAACAGCCUCGACCUUCACAUCUUUUCUCUCCAUCUGCAACAAACAGGCUCUCCUUAAAUUAGAGUGAGCCACGCUGUAAGACCUGUUUGCUGGCCGGUGAAGACAGCCCUGCCUUGGAUUCAUCAAAGUGUGUACAAUGAGGCUUGUAAAACCAUUGUAUUA
Molecule: messenger RNA, 4343 nt
Organism: Neogale vison (American mink)
Lineage: Eukaryota; Metazoa; Chordata; Mammalia; Carnivora; Mustelidae
Gene: PLA2G4E
Product: phospholipase A2 group IVE
Exons: 20
Coding region: 3-2510 (835 amino acids)
Biological process (GO): glycerophospholipid catabolic process
Cellular component (GO): cytosol
Molecular function (GO): calcium ion binding; calcium-dependent phospholipid binding
Source: RefSeq, a predicted model, not a curated record